Xenopus tropicalis (tropical clawed frog) is the source of this 1264-nucleotide messenger RNA. It is a transcript of the gene srsf7, whose product is annotated as serine/arginine-rich splicing factor 7. The record is from RefSeq and is marked provisional. Gene Ontology annotation, cellular component: nucleus; cytoplasm. Gene Ontology annotation, molecular function: zinc ion binding; RNA binding; nucleic acid binding. Lineage: Eukaryota; Metazoa; Chordata; Amphibia; Anura; Pipidae.
GUCGGGUGUGUUGUGGAGAAUUAAUUGGUGUUGGAAGCAUCAUGUCGCGUUACGGACGCUACGCUGGUGAGGCUAAAGUGUAUGUUGGUAAUCUUGGCACUGGUGCUGGAAAGGGAGAGCUGGAACGAGCCUUCAGUUAUUAUGGACCUUUGCGUACCGUUUGGAUUGCAAGAAACCCUCCUGGAUUUGCGUUUGUUGAGUUUGAAGAUACAAGAGAUGCUGAAGAUGCUGUUCGUGGCUUAGAUGGAAAGGUUAUUUGUGGGUCCAGAGUUAGAGUGGAGCUUUCAACCGGCAUGCCACGGCGAUCUCGUUAUGAUAGACCUCCAGCACGUCGCCCAUUUGAUCCAAGUGAUCGUUGCUAUGAAUGUGGAGAGAAGGGACAUUAUGCCUAUGAUUGUCAAAGAUAUAGCAGACGCAGAAGGAGCAGGACAAGGUCUCGGUCUCACUCAAGAUCUAGGGGAAGAAGAUAUACCCGUUCACGUAGCAGAAGCCGUGGAAGAAGGUCUAGGUCUGCUUCUCCUCGCCGUUCAAGAUCUGCAUCACCACGCAGAUCCAGGAAUGCCACCCCACGUAGUUCUCGGUCUGGCUCUGUUAAAAGAUCCAGGUCUCUAUCCAGGUCUCGCUCAAGAUCCAGAUCGGUGUCACGUCCAAGAAGCAGAUCAAAGUCCAGAUCUGCAUCCCCAAAAAGAAGUCGCUCACCAUCCAGAAGUCCGCGAAGAAGCAUAAGCCCAGAAAGAAAUGGCUAGAAUACUUCACAAGAAUUGACAGCAAUAUGCUGCAGCCAAGUUUUUCACCUUCAAAAUUUUUUGGUUUGAACUUCUAGGCUAGCAUACAAUGUAUGUUGUAUCUUGUCUAUAAAACAAAUUUUUGUAUUUCAGAAUUGUCGAACAUUAAAUAGCUUGUCUUGACUAGUGAGUCUUCACUAUCUUAAAGCAGACCUUGCUGUUUGAAAUUGUGAGGUGAUGGGUACAUGAUGGGGUACCCCUUGUAUAUAGGAAACUCUAUGCAGCUUUGACAACCAUUUAACUGUUGGAGUUUGUUUUUUUUUUUUUGUUUUUAAUUUGGUUACCUGAUAAAGGCUUACUGGUCACAUUGGAGGGUUUAUUUAUGUUUUUAUGGACUGUGGGUAUAAAGUGGGGGGAAAUUACUGCUCAGUGUGGCAUUUGCAGCUUGAAUUAGCAUCCUGUGUUAAGAGCUCUCCAUUCAUUGCAAAUGUUUAUAGCACUUUGGCAUUCAGUAAGUGAAAUAAAUUGUAUGUCUUCUA